Messenger RNA from Penicillium diatomitis, 1437 nucleotides. RefSeq lists its product as uncharacterized. Bases 1 to 1437 code for a protein of 478 amino acids. The record is from RefSeq and is a predicted model, not a curated record. Gene Ontology annotation, molecular function: GTP binding. Lineage: Eukaryota; Fungi; Ascomycota; Eurotiomycetes; Eurotiales; Aspergillaceae. The transcript has 3 exons.
AUGAAGAUGGAAAACAACCUUAUCCCGAAUGAUCUUCCUCUGGAAAACAGUCCUACAUCUCGUGAAGCACUUAUGAAGAGGGUAACGAAACGACUACUUCGUUACGCACUUAAAAGGACUGGCACCAAGUUGAUCCUCAUUCUUGGGCAUUUACGAUCCGGAAAAUCAAGUCUUUUUGAAUCCCUGACCGGUGCAACUGGUCAUUCAAAAAAGGGCAUUGACUCAGUGACCAAAGAGUACCAAAUUGGCGCCGCGAAUAUCAACGGGAAGCUCUACUUAUUUGUCGAUACCCCGGGGCUUAAAGACCCCAGCAUCUCCAAUGCUGAUAUUCUUCGUGAGAUUGCAAAGUUACUUGAUACGACCAAGGACUCCGUGACAUACGCCGGUGUUCUAUAUGUACACCCGGCUACUUUGCAAUUCUCGGACGAAGCAAAGAAGAGCCUCCUUUUUCUGAACGCAUUCUGUGGUCCGUCAUAUUCUCCUUCCAUUACUUUCGUUACCACCAUGUGGGACCGCAUUAGCCCCGAUGAGAUAGAGGAACAAGAUGAGCUGGUGAACGAGAUGGCAAGAGCGAAAUGGUCAUCGUUCCUGGACAGGGGAGCGAACUUGUAUCACCAUGGCAGAGCCUAUGAAGGGGACACGGCAACACUUGAAGUCCUCAGUCUCAGAAAAAAGCCAGAGGUUCGGCAAAAAUACGCGAGAGAAGCUAUUUCACGAUUAUAUCCACUGGACAAAAACCAUGCCGCGCCUCUAAUUAUUCAAGAGCUGAGAGUGAACACUCUACUGGAGGAUACAACAGCUGGAAAGCUUCUUGGUAUGAUUGGUCUGCAGAUUCCGACCGACGAUGCCCAGCAAAAUGAUACCUCCCAAAACCCUGUGCAACAGAGUCGCCCAGAAGGGUUUGAUUGGUUCCAUGCGAUAGUUGCUGCAAUCAAAUUUCCAUUGGACCAAAUUACUGCCUUUCUGGCGGCUCUUUGGAAUCUUGUCGCUGCACUCAAAUCUGCCAUAUUAGCUUUGAUGCCUUCAUCAACAAUCACAGUAUCGGUCCCUCGCUUUACAGGGUAUAGUGUGGAAGUCUUGUUCACACUACCUGGAGGGCUGAGAUUCAUUGUUGGAUAUGGACUUCGAGGUCCCUAUCUAAGACCAUGGUCUUCUCAAGCGGCUAAUUUUGCGUCGGAAAUUGACUCUGAAGAUGACAAUGUAGAUGGGCCAGAUAUGCCUGUCAGUAUAACGUUGGAUCCUGAGGUUACAGAACAGGAAGAGACGUUCGGGAUGGACGGACCUGAUGUGCGCCCUGAAUAUCUGGCUGUUAGCACAGCAUUUGAGCGAGUUCUCUCUGUACAGGAAGGUUAUUUGCCAGCUAAUCAGGAGAAUCAUGUUCAGACGGACACUGAAGAAAGCGACUCGUGGUGGUGGGAACGGUGUGCCAUGAUGUGA